GAGCUUACGGGAGCGCGGUUGUGUUGUCUCGCUCUGCGGAUCUUCCUGUCGAACUGGCUUUUCCGCGCUCACAUUCGGGCUUUUUGGCGCAAUCCGACAAAAAGGACCAUCUCUGUUUACCCAGCCGCACAGCACAGCGGCUACAGGGGGAGAGGGGCGGGGCAGGUCCAGGAAGACCCGGAUGUGCGGCCGCGAAGCGCCAGGCUUGAGGGCUGCAGUCCUGCCGGGGCGGCUCGGACAGACGGUCUUCCUUCGGUCCACAUGAGUGGAGGUCCUGUGUAGCUGCACAUCGGUUCGGCACGAGAAUGGAGGACGGCCUGGUGUCAGAGGACGAUGUCUUGCUUCGUUCGGAGAAGGAGUUACAUGAUGCUGCGAAAAGGAACGACACAAACACUAUGUUGGAGCUGAUUGGGAAAGGAGUGGACGUCAAAGCCAAAAAUAAAGUGGAUCGUAAGGCGCUGCACUGGGCCGCGGGGACGGGCAGUGUGGAGGCUCUGCGGCUGCUGCUGGACUACGACACUGAGGUGGACGAUAUGGACAGUUUUGGGAUGAAUGCGCUGCUGCUAGCUUCCUGGUUCGGCCACCUCAAAAUCUUGCAGAUGCUUGUCUCAUCUGGGGCAAAACUCAACUGUGAAAACAAAAAGGGUUUGAAUCUUCUGCACUGCGCUGCCCAGAGGGGUCAUAUCCAUAUUCUGGAGUUCAUCAUGGAAGACCUGGAGGAUGUGCGACUGAACAGAGCCGACAAGUCAGGUAAGACAGCAUUUCACCUGGCAGCAGAACACGGACAGUUGGAGGUAACAGAGUUCCUCAUUGGUAUGGGCUGCGCUCACGACCUGAAGGACAAGGAGGAGAACAUGGCACUACACCUGGCAGCGCAGCACGGCCACACAGAGGUUCUCCAGAAGAUUCUGGAGACAGGGGAGAACGCUAAUGAGAGGAACAUUGAUGGUAUGACGGCUCUGCACUUGGCGGUGGAUGGAGGCCAUUAUGAAUGUGUCAGGCUGCUGCUGGAGGCUCGGUGCAGUAUCAACGAACUGACUAAUAGAAACAUGACUGCUCUUCACUUUGCUGCCCAGCAUAGCUUUGACAGAAUAGCCAGGCUACUUGUGGAGGCCGGCGUCAGCCUGGACUCAGUGGACACUAAUCAUACCUCAGCACUACACCUGGCAGUGUUCAACAACUGCAGUGAGAUUGUAAAAAUACUUAUUGAUGCGGAGUGUGACCUGGACAUUUUUGACAGUCGGCUUCAGACAGCCCUGCACAUAGCAGCAGAACACGGACGGCACGGUGUAGCUGAAAUGAUCCUCAUUGCUGGAGUUAACCUCAGACUGCUUGACAAGCAGGGAAAAACAUCGCUGGACAUUGCAGCCAGAGGCAAUCAUGUCAACGUAGUGGACAUGAUCAUCAAAGCAGAUCGAUUUUACAAAUGGGAACAGGACAAUAUGAACAGUGACUGUGACUCGCUGGUGGGACGGACACUGACGUUCAGGCAGGACCAUCACCUGGAGACGCAGCACAUCCGCUCUAUCCUAUGGAAGCUAGCCACUAAAUACCUGAAGCCUGGAGAGUGGAAGAGACUGGCACAGCACUGGAGAUUCACAGACGCCCACAUACGAGCCAUAGAACAUCAGUGGACAGGUACAAAAAGCUAUAAAGAACAUGGUCACCGUAUGCUGCUGAUCUGGCUGCACGGUGUGUUGACCGCUGGAGAAAAUCCCAUUAAAGUCUUAUAUGAAGGCCUGAUGGGAAUCUCAAGAAUGGAUUUGGCAGAGAGUGUACGACAGCAAGCCAAUGCCGACCCAAAUUCUCAGAAGAAAUGCGCUACAAUGUAAAAGAUGGUUCUUUAGAAGGGAUGGUUCUUUACACUGCCUGUGCCGGCGAAGAGGACACCACUGACUCAAAAAUCUCUGAAAGAAGGGACGUUUACAACUGUGACAAAAUGAGCUACAGCACAACAAAAUACAGUCCAGGCACAGAAUGCAGCACAAUGCCUGUCAGAAUGAACGGUUGCGAGAAACAUCUCCUCUAGAAAACCUGCAUUUCAUCAGCUUGUAAGGGCUACAACAACACCUCGAAGCUAACAUGCUGGAUCAGUUCCGUCAGACUCAAGUACUGUUACUUAUGCUCCAAACAGAUACAAAUAAAAUCAGCAUAAUAAAAUAGAAUUAUUUACAUUUCUGUGCUCAUACAGUCAUCAGACAAUCAGUAGUUGGAUGGGUAUUGAGUCAUUUUAAGUCUUUCAUGAGUUUAUCUGGAUCAACACUGUACUGCCAAUGCCUUUACAUAUGUCAGAUAUUUCCUUUCAUGUAGAUUAAAUAGAUCUACUGUUGUUGCACUUGAAAACAGAUCUUGUCUGCACAAUGCAUGGCUUUAUUGUAUAACUGAAGAAAAGCAUCAUGACUUACCUUGAACUGUGAUUUAUAAUAUGUGAAUGGAAUGCAGAGUUAAAAUGGUCAUUUCUGAAGAGUUUGUCUAUUUAAAGCUAGAAUCAGGAUAUUCUGAACAUAUUUUGUCAAGAGAUUUAGUUUCGUGUAACCUCAUGGCUGUAACUAAUUAAACAGAUUAAAUUAUGUAUACAGGUGCUGGUCAACGAAUUAGAAUAAUUUGAAAUAGUGCAA
Molecule: messenger RNA, 2618 nt
Organism: Pygocentrus nattereri (red-bellied piranha)
Lineage: Eukaryota; Metazoa; Chordata; Actinopteri; Characiformes; Serrasalmidae
Gene: ankdd1a
Product: ankyrin repeat and death domain containing 1A
Exons: 15
Coding region: 306-1832 (508 amino acids)
Biological process (GO): signal transduction; protein localization to ciliary inversin compartment
Cellular component (GO): ciliary inversin compartment
Molecular function (GO): protein binding
Source: RefSeq, a predicted model, not a curated record